Haliotis rufescens (red abalone) is the source of this 1386-nucleotide messenger RNA. RefSeq names its product basic salivary proline-rich protein 1-like. Bases 1 to 1386 code for a protein of 461 amino acids. Lineage: Eukaryota; Metazoa; Mollusca; Gastropoda; Lepetellida; Haliotidae. The transcript has a single exon. The record is from RefSeq and is a predicted model, not a curated record.
AUGACAAAUAGAGGAAAAGAAGUACCAUUACACGUGACCACCAGCACAAGCGAAGGACAAAACGCGACAUCUGACAAUAGAAAAAAGGACAAAACACGACACCUGACAACACGAAGAAAGGGCAAACCACAACACCCGACACCACGAAGAAAGGACAAACCACGACACCCGACACCACGAAGAAAGGACAAACCACGACACCCGACACCACGAGGAAAGGACAAACCACGACACCCGACACCACGAGGAAAGGACAAACCACAACACCCGACACCACGAAGAAAGGACAAACCACGACACCCGACACCACGAAGAAAGGACAAACCACGACACCCGACACCACGAAGAAAGGACAAACCACAACACCCGACACCACGAAGAAAGGACAAACCACGACACCCGACACCACGAAGAAAGGACAAACCACGACACCCGACACCACGAGGAAAGGACAAACCACGACACCUAACACCACGAAGAAAGGAUAAACCACGACACCUGACACCACGAGGAAAGGACAAACCACGACACCCGACACCACGAGGAAAGGACAAACCACGACACCCGACACCACGAGGAAAGGACAAACCACGACACCCGACACCACGAGGAAAGGACAAACCACGACACCCGACACCACGAAGAAAGGACAAACCACAACACCCGACACCACGAGGAAAGGACAAACCACGACACCCGACACCACGAAGAAAGGACAAACCACAACACCCGACACCACGAGGAAAGGACAAACCACGACACCUGACACCACGAGGAAAGGACAAACCACGACACCUGACACCACGAGGAAAGGACAAACCACAACACCCGACACCACGAGGAAAGGACAAACCACGACACCUGACACCACGAGGAAAGGACAAACCACGACACCUGACACCACGAAGAAAGGACAAACCACGACACCCGACACCACGAAGAAAGGACAAACCACAACACCCGACACCACGAGGAAAGGACAAACCACGACACCCGACACCACGAGGAAAGGACAAACCACGACACCUGACACCACGAGGAAAGGAAAAACCACGACACCCGACACCACGAAGAAAGGACAAACCACAACACCCGACACCACGAGGAAAGGACAAACCACGACACCUGACACCACGAGGAAAGGACAAACCACGACACCUGACACCACGAAGAAAGGACAAACCACGACACCUAACACCACGAGGAAAGGACAAACCACAACACCUAACACCACGAGGAAAGGACAAACCACAACACCUAACACCACGAGGAAAGGCAAAACCACGACACCCGACACCACGAGGAAAGGAAAAACCACGACACCCGACACCACGAAGAAAGGACAAACCACGACACCUGACAACGCGAUGUAAGGACGAACUAUGA